Messenger RNA from Neocloeon triangulifer, 2517 nucleotides. RefSeq lists its product as uncharacterized. NCBI's taxonomy places the organism in Eukaryota, Metazoa, Arthropoda, Insecta, Ephemeroptera, Baetidae. The transcript is spliced from 4 exons. The coding region runs from base 115 to 582 and encodes 155 amino acids. The record is from RefSeq and is a predicted model, not a curated record.
CAGAAGUGUAGAUAAUGAACAGAAAGCACCGCACGUCCGCCUCGUUUUCCAAGGAAAAGUUAAUUAUACCGAGUCGGCGAAUUGGUACGUAAUGCACGUGCCAAGUUUCCGUGCAUGAGGAUUAUGCACCUUGAAAAACUAUUGUUUUGCAUCUGGCUGGGUGUGUGGAGCGGAUGGUUUGCUGUGGCGCAGCUCAGUCCCAGCAGCGUUGUGGAAUGCCCUCCAAAAUAUUCAAAAAGUCUGUUCCGUCGGCAUGAUAUGUGCGUGAUCAAAGGUCAACACUCACAUCAAGAUGCCCGAAUAUCAGCAUAUGUGUACAAAUGCAUGGACCCGCGCAACGAGACGCUGUUCGAGUACCGCAACAUCCUGCGCGUCAUCACCAACGGUGACUCUUUUAAGGGCAGGUUUAACAUGUACAUAUUCACAGAGGACGAUGAGCUGCAAAAUUACUACUCGUGCAUCGCGUUCGACAGGAGCGAGGGGUUGUUCGUGGCCAAUUUCACCACCCUCCUGCCCUCCGACUUUUAUCUGGAAGUCAACUUUGAGCAAACGGCCGGCUAUUGUCACCCAGACGUCAUUUGAAGCUCACAAAGAUAAAGACGCCAGCAUCUGUCGCAAUCUGCGAUUUAUCUUCAUCCAGAGUUGGAUACUUUAAGUCUGAAAGUCGGUCAUAAAAGGACUGAUUACUUUCUGCCGAGGGAAAAUCAACUUUAGCCCUGGCAUUAAAAAGAAAUCAAACCGCUUUAAUCUCUUCUUUUACCUUUCAAUCUGAUCCUGGCUCUUAUAGGGAACAUUGCCAAUAUCUAGUUACAAAUUAUUGUUUCCCAACUUGUACAUAGUCCUUGUACGUCUCAAUCAAUUAAAAUUAUUGUGUAUUACAAACCACUGCACACCAAAUGCAAGACCGUAAUUUUCAUGAAAGUUAAUUGGAAUGUAUUUUUAAUUUAUAUUAAAAUUUGUAAGAUUUAAGAUUAAUUUAAUUAUUUUUGGAUUAAUGCACUUGUAAGUUUUCUUUUCAAUGUUCGAUUUUAACAUUUGCAUACUUUUUGUUAGAAAUUAUCUCUAUAAUGCCAAAAGAAUACUGAUUCCCUAGUUAAUAAUAAAACCAGGCUCGAAAUUCUAAAUUGAAACUCAAGCAGUGAAUUGCCGCAGGUCAUUAGGCAAUGCUAAAGCUAUGCGAUUCUCCAGAUUCCUCUGAAUCAGAAAUAUAGACUCUCAAGAUGCACACUCUCGACUGGAGAUAAAAUUUUACUAUGCCCAAUUACCUUAAACGGCCGUGCACAAAUUUUGCUUAAUGAAGUGCUAAAACCCGGUGUAAGUGCCACUUAAGCGCCUCCUCCAAACUCUCUGCUUUACUGCAACGCCCUUUUCGCAGCUUCGCGUGCGUGAGCGGGCAUUUGAAUUAAUUUGCCUAUAUCGCCCGAACAGCACGAUUUGAAGGAAAUUAAAAUCGUAAAAAUCAAUUUCAACCUUGACUAUAGACGACCUGCUUUUCGUUGAAGGCAAGAUGGUUGCCUAACGGAACGUUAAAAUUAUGAAAAUGUUGGAAUGAGGAGAAUACAUUUGCUCUCUAUUUUUUAAAACUCGUAAAGAAUUUAACAGUAAAAAAAUUUAAAAAAACGUUUAUGCUUAAAGUGAUAAUAUGGGCCUAGAAAAUUUUAGCAUAUGAAGUUUAUGAUAUUGUUAAUAGAAUUUCAAAAUUGAUUUUGGCAUAUAAUCUCAUUCAUCUCCUAUUUGUAUUUUCCAAAAAUAGUAAUUUGAAACUAAUGAAAUUCAUGAGUUUUUUAUUGAAAGAAAUUUUUCAGUUCAAUUAAAUUAUGAUUUUUGCAGUGCCCUUACAUUUACGAGCCCCCUUUUGUGCAGUAUAAAUUUCAAGGGCACUACAAAAAAUAAAUAAUUAUUUGUUUUUGCACCACGUUGGGAUGUGAAAGUUCAAGUGGGCAAUAAAUUGUGACGCGCAUAGCACGGCUAAUUUUUAUUUACAACCUGCGCUCGCCAAUAAAACUCGUGCACAUUCCAUGGCAGUGAAUUCCGCGCCAUAUUUGAUGUGAAGCGUGAUUUUUCAUUUUUCGCUCAAGCCGUUGACAGAGCAUGGAAUUUAAUAAAUACACGGAUUGCAAUGGUGGAGCUCUCGAUUUGACGUUUUAACUCCGGCGGAGCCAUCGCGAUUAUUUUUCGCAAUCUCCCUCGAAUUUAUUACUGGCGACUUAAUAACGCCUGGGGCGGGCAAGACGGAUCUGGUCACAAAAAGCAGCGGCCACUGCGGGAGCCACUGGAGAGCCGCAGAGGCACAUUAUAUUUUUGAUACGCGCCGCGGGUGGGUCUUCAAGUGCAACAAACGAAAUCCAUCAUCCCGACAGACUUGGUGGUAGUAGCAGUUUUUUUUUAUUUAUAGAUGAUUCAUGACGUCUGCCAGACGGAAAAUGAAAUACACUUCUCGACGAUAAUUCCAUACGCAACCCACAUUGCCUCGGCCCAUCGUAAAUUCUCAAUCGCGAGUAGAGAUAUAAAAAAAAA